Molecule: messenger RNA, 2182 nt
Organism: Baudoinia panamericana UAMH 10762
Lineage: Eukaryota; Fungi; Ascomycota; Dothideomycetes; Mycosphaerellales; Teratosphaeriaceae
Exons: 3
Coding region: 81-1754 (557 amino acids)
Biological process (GO): glycerophospholipid catabolic process
Cellular component (GO): cytosol; intracellular membrane-bounded organelle
Molecular function (GO): A2-type glycerophospholipase activity
Source: RefSeq, a predicted model, not a curated record
AAGGCGCGAUUUCUUCUCGUCUCUACACAGUAGCGCUCGGGGCGCCUUUCUCUUCGUCUGUUUAGUUUAAUCAGAACAAUAUGCUCCCGUCGCUGGCCACAAUAGUCCUGCUUGUUUUCUGCGGCGGAGCAGUCGCAGCUCCACGGCCCGCAGAACUCGAGAUUCGACAGGCACUACCGAACCAAUAUGCGCCGACCCAGACAACCUGCCCAAGCAGCUCGCUCGUCCGUCCAGCUACCGGUCUGAACCCUAGCGAGUCCAGCUAUGUGGCUGCGCGGAAGACCAGCGCCAACGCGGGACUCAACGCGUGGUUGAAGAAGCAGGGCAAUUUCAGCUCGUCUCCCCUGCCUACCGUCGGCUUCACCUCUAGCGGUGGAGGUCUUCGGGCGCUCUUAGAAACGGCCGGCGUUGUACAAGCCUUCGACAGCCGCGACUCCCAAUUCAACACGAGCGGUGUGUACCAGGGCUUGACGUACGAAUCCGGUCUAUCUGGCGGAGCAUGGUUCCUUUCAUCUCUCGCCGGGAACAAUUGGCCAACCGUUACGUAUCUGCGCAACAAUCUCUGGCGUCAGGCCUUCCAGAACAGUGCAUUGCUGCCGGCAAACCUCCUGUCGGUCUCCGGUCUGACCGAGUACGCUGCCGUAACGGCUGACAUCGCCGCCAAACAAGCGGCGGGCUACCAAGUAACCAUUGUGGACCCGUACGGCCGACUGCUAUCGUACCAGCUGCUCCAAGGACCAGACGGAGGCGUUGCCACACGUCUUUCUAGUCUACCAACGCUCAGCAACUUCACCUCCCACAAUGUACCCUACCCCAUCAUAACCACCACGGGAGUCAACGCUACUGCUGGCCAGUGUGUCGCCCCGCUCAACGCAACAAUGUACGAGUUCCACCCUUACGAGUACGGUUCGUGGGACAGUGGUGUUUCUGCUUUCGCUGUGAGCACUUACAUGGGCUCCAAUUUAACCAACGGGCUACCGACAAAACCAAACAGCUGCACCAUCCAUUACGACAACCUCGGUUACGUCUUCGGAACCAGCAGUGAUGUGUUCUAUGCGGCUUGCGCGGUCAUUCCGCCCGCCCUCAGCACGGAUGCCAAUGAUCUCGACAACGUCCUCGAAGCUCUUGUCAGCACGACGCACACGCCGCUGUACUCGGAUCUGUUCGGUAUCUUCCCAAAUCCGUUCUACAAGUACUCGCGCUCUUCCAAGGUCCAGUACGAUGCCAACCUCUACAUGGAGGACGGGGGCGCUAGCAACCAGAACAAUCCGAUCUGGCCCUUCAUCCAACCGGCCCGCACAGUCGACGUCCUCAUCGUAAACGACAACAGCGCCGACACCACCAACAACUACCCCAACGGCACGGAAAUCCGACAGACAUACCUCAACGCGCAAGCCGCGGGUCUGACGAAGAUGCCAUUCAUUCCCACCGUGGAUGUCUUCAUCUCCCAGGGUCUGAAUACGCGAGCCACCUUCUUCGGCUGCAACGAGACCGGGACGACGUUUAUUGUGUUCCUGCCCAAUGUAGGGUAUACUUACAAUUCUGGGCAAUCGACUUUCAAGAUCGAGUAUACGAUUCCGGAAACCGAUGCGAUGAUUGCGAACGGGAAUGCGAUUGCGACGCAGAACGGGACCGCUGGCUGGCCCUUUUGCCUGGCCUGCGCGGUUAAGAAUAAGGAUGGCGCGAGUCUGCCUGCUGGGUGCAAUGCUUGCUUUAAGAAGUAUUGCUAUUAUCGGUCGGGUACGAGCGGUUAGAAAGCACGUUUGUAGAUGACCUGUAACGGCCGAUCGCCUAGAGCUGGAAUCUUGAUGGCAUUACUGUGCACAUAUCAAUGAAGAAUGCAACGGGAGCUGAGUUCUCUUCAUACUCGCUCUAAAUUGAGUGCAACAAACCACCGUGACUACACGCCAGCCAACGGUCCUCGUCCUCGUCCCGUCGUGAUCAUGACCUUCGUCGCCGCCCUUCACGCACCAUCCCCCCAAAUUCCCACAACACCCAUCACAAAUCCAACACCGCUAACUCCCGCCCGAACGAACUCCAGCCACUGCUGAUCCCGCGCCUUCUUCUCCACUUGCUCUCCAUUCACCUCGCCAACCUCAUGCUUAACAACUCUCUGCCGCAUACUCUUGUCCAUGGCGAAAUUCAGAGCUCCACCCGACGCCGCGGCAAGCGAAGUCCAUAG